Molecule: messenger RNA, 3780 nt
Organism: Urocitellus parryii (Arctic ground squirrel)
Lineage: Eukaryota; Metazoa; Chordata; Mammalia; Rodentia; Sciuridae
Gene: Lrig2
Product: leucine rich repeats and immunoglobulin like domains 2
Molecular function (GO): protein binding
Source: RefSeq, a predicted model, not a curated record
GCUGGCAAGCGGUGUCCGUAGGGCCUCAGCCGCCUGUCUUCAGCCGCUGCCCCUGCUGUCCCUCCGCUUCUGUCUGUCGCUUGCUUUUAGAGGAUACAGGCGACAGCUGGGGCUUUCAGGUGGUCGCGCAGCGGCCAGAAGCCUACGCGGAGCCGCCUUGUCAGCCAGGCGGGUUUUCUCGGCCGGGUCCCGGUCGAGGGGAAAAUGGCGCCGGCGCCCCUAGGCGUCCGGGAGGAGCAGCUCCCGGGGUGUCGGUCCGGACCCCUUUCCCGGCUCCUCUUCCUCGCMCAGGCAGUCCUCCUGCUGCCCGUCGCCUGGGCAGGCCUCUGCCCCGCACCCUGCUCCUGCCGCAUUCCUUUGCUGGACUGCAGUCGCAGAAAGCUGCCCGCGUCGAGCUGGAGGGCGCUGUCGGGCCCGCUGCCCCCCGACGUCGCCACCCUGGAUUUGAGCCAUAAUCGGUUAUCUGACUGGAACAUCAGCUUGGAAUCACAAACUUUACAGGAAGUGAAAAUGAAUUACAAUGAGCUAACAGAAAUCCCAUAUUUUGGAGAACCAACAUCUAAUAUCACUCUACUUUCAUUAGUUCAUAAUUUAAUCCCAGAAAUAAAUGCAGAGGCUCUCCAGUUUUACCCUGCUCUUGAGAGUUUAGACCUCAGCUCCAAUAUAAUAUCAGAAAUCAAGGCAUCUUCAUUUCCUCGAAUGCAACUUAAAUACYUGAAUUUGAGUAAUAAUAGGAUAACUACUUUGGAGGCUGGUUGCUUUGAUAAUUUAUCCAGUUCCUUAUUAGUGGUAAAGUUGAACCGGAACCGACUUAGUAUGAUUCCACCUAAGAUCUUCAAACUACCUCACCUUCAAUUCCUGGAACUUAAAAGAAACAGGAUUAAAAUUGUGGAAGGUCUUACAUUCCAAGGGCUCGACUCCUUAAGAUCUUUGAAAAUGCAGCGGAAUGGAAUUAGCAAACUUAAGGAUGGAGCAUUUUUUGGCUUGAAUAAUAUGGAAGAAUUAGAACUAGAACACAAUAAUCUUACACGAGUGAACAAGGGGUGGUUGUAUGGCUUACGAAUGUUACAGCAGCUGUAUGUGAGCCAGAAUGCUAUUGAAAGAAUCAGCCCUGAUGCAUGGGAGUUCUGCCAAAGACUAUCUGAACUUGAUUUGUCUUAUAAUCAGCUGACUCGCCUGGAUGAAUCUGCCUUUGUGGGUCUGAGUUUACUGGAGAGAUUGAAUUUAGGAGAUAACAGAGUCACUCACAUUGCUGAUGGUGUGUUUAGGUUUCUUUCCAAUCUUCAGACACUAGACUUAAGAAACAAUGAAAUUUCAUGGGCCAUAGAAGAUGCUAGUGAAGCCUUUGCUGGACUCACAAGUCUUACUAAAUUAAUCUUGCAAGGAAAUCAGAUUAAGUCAGUUACAAAGAAAGCAUUCGUUGGUCUUGAAUCCCUUGAGCAUUUAGAUUUGAACAACAAUGCUAUAAUGUCUAUCCAAGAAAAUGCUUUUUCUCAGACUCACUUGAAAGAACUGAUUCUAAACACAAGCAGUUUGCUCUGUGACUGUCAUUUGAAGUGGUUACUUCAAUGGCUGAUUGAUAAUAACUUUCAUCAUUCUGUAAAUGUAAGCUGUGCACAUCCUGAAUGGCUAGCAGGGCAAAGCAUCCUGAAUGUGGACCUGAAAGAUUUUGUCUGUGAUGAUUUUCUCAAGCCACAGAUAAGAACACAUCCUGAAUCCACAGUUGCUCUAAGAGGAGUUAAUGUGUCUCUGACAUGUACUGCAGUGAGUAGCAGUGAUUCACCCAUGUCCACUGUGUGGCGCAAAAAUAGUGAAAUCCUAUAUGAUGUGGAUAUUGAGAAUUUUGUUCGUUACCGGCAGCAAGCUGGAGAAGCUCUGGAAUAUACUAGUAUUUUACAUCUUUUCAAUGUGAAUUUCACAGAUGAAGGAAAAUACCAGUGUAUUGUUACUAAUCAUUUUGGUUCCAAUUAUUCUCAAAAAGCCAAACUGACAGUGAAUGAGAUGCCAUCUUUUCUGAAAACUCCAAUGGAUCUGACUAUCCGCACUGGUGCCAUGGCCAGAUUAGAAUGUGCUGCAGAGGGGCACCCUGUACCUCAGAUUUCCUGGCAGAAAGAUGGUGGUACUGACUUUCCUGCGGCUCGAGAAAGACGCAUGCAUGUCAUGCCUGAGGAYGAUGUCUUCUUCAUUGCCAAUGUGAAAAUAGAAGACAUGGGAAUCUAUAGUUGCAUGGCGCAAAAUAUAGCAGGAGGUCUCUCAGCAAAUGCCUCUCUAACAGUUUUAGAGACACCCUCAUUUAUUAGACCUCUGGAAGACAAGACAGUAACCCGAGGUGAAACUGCUGUAUUACAGUGCAUAGCUGGAGGAAGUCCUGCUCCACGCCUCAAUUGGACUAAAGAUGAUGGACCACUGCUGGUGACAGAGAGACACUUCUUUGCUGCCGCCAACCAGCUUCUCAUCAUUGUAGAUGCUGGACUAGAAGAUGCCGGGAAAUAUACCUGUAUCAUGUCUAAUACACUUGGGACAGAACGUGGCCAUAUUUACCUAAAUGUCAUUUCAUCCCCCAAUUGUGACUCUUCUCAGAGUAGCAUUGGGCAUGAAGAUGAUGGCUGGACUACAGUUGGCAUUGUCAUCAUUGUUGUGGUCUGCUGUGUUGUGGGCACCUCUUUGAUCUGGGUCAUUGUUAUUUACCAUAUGAGAAGGAAAAGUGAAGACUAUAGUAUCACAAACACAGAGGAGCUCAAUUUGCCUGCAGACAUUCCUAGUUACUUGUCUUCCCAAGGAACACUGUCUGAGCCACAGGAAGGAUACAGCAACUCUGAGGCAGGCAGUCACCAGCAGCUCAUGCCUCCUGCCAGUGGAUAUAUACACAAAGGCACUGAUGGUGGCACUGGUACCCGGGUGAUCUGCUCAGAUUGUUACGACAAUGCCAACAUAUACUCAAGGACCCGUGAAUACUGUCCAUACACCUAUAUUGCUGAGGAGGAUGUUCUAGAUCAGACACUAUCCAGCCUCAUGGUCCAGAUGCCCAAGGAGACAUUUUUGUCACAUCCUCCCCAAGAUGCCACUGUCUUGGAGAGCCUGAUAUCAGCAGACAGAGAGCUGUCUGCCUUUCCUACUAACAAUGAUAGAAAAAGUGAGAAGAAACUUCCCUGCACUCAGAUGAGCAAUGAAACAUUGCAACGGCCUCUGUGGAACAUAAACAGAGAAUUAGGCCUGUCUCAUCCGCCCUUUUCCCAACAACCAGUCCUUGAGUCACCACAACUUCAUCGAAAUGAAGGCCUGGCAGAGAGAGAUCCAGACUCUUCUUCCCCCAUGCCCUGCCACAGGUUACAUGACCAUGCUUUUGAAUUUAGUAGGACUCGGAACAUUCAAGAUGGUAGUGAGGGUACAUGAAACCCACUCUAGGAUAAAAUCUGGGCAGAGACAAAAGUGAACUAAUUUGUACUUACUACCUCAGAGUUCAGAAGAAACCCCAAAGUCAGCAUUUGCUUUACUCUUUGUUCAUGGUUACAUCUGACCACACCAAGGUAGGACAGGCAUUUGGGUUUAUGCCUGAUGAAGGAAGGGUAACAGCUGACAGAAAUGGGUAUAUCAAAUCAAAAUUAUGCAGCACUGGCAGAGGAAGAUACAGGACAAAUGUGCUUCCUGAUGGUUCCAUGGAGAUGUGCCGAGGUGUGCUUUGCCUAUCAGGAAGGUCUGAUUGCUGCUUAACCUGCUGGAAUUAUCUUAAUUCUCAGAACAACCCUGAGAAAACAUUACUGCUUUGAUGUUCUACUCUAC